Messenger RNA from Lasiodiplodia theobromae, 1110 nucleotides. Its product is annotated as Isoflavone reductase family protein. NCBI's taxonomy places the organism in Eukaryota, Fungi, Ascomycota, Dothideomycetes, Botryosphaeriales, Botryosphaeriaceae. The coding region runs from base 1 to 1110 and encodes 369 amino acids. The record is from RefSeq and is a predicted model, not a curated record. The transcript has a single exon.
AUGUCUUCUACUUCGUCACAGCCGCCAACCUCCAUCCUCCUCCUCGGCGCCGGCGAACUGGGCACCGCCAUCCUCACCUCCCUCGCCGCGCACCCGUCUCUCGCCUCAACCCAGCUAACCGUCGCCCUGCGGCCUUCCACCGUCACCUCCUCCUCAUCACGCCUCGAAGCCCUCCGUGCCGUCGCCCCGCCAGCCCGCCAGCAAAGUAACCCCAUCGCCUUCGCGCCGCUCGACCUGGCCGCUCCCACCGCUGAAGCCGACCUGACCGCCCUCAUCCUCAACGGCGGGCAGCGCUUCGACACCGUCAUCUGCUGCACCGGCUUCGCCACCAGCGGCUCCGGCACCGCAACCAGCGGCACGCAGACGCUGAUCGCACGGGCCGUCCUCGCCGCCGCCGCAUCCUCCUCAUCCUCCUCCUCCACCCAACGCCGCCGCCUCCGCUUCUUCCCCUGGCAAUUCGGCGCCGACUACGACGCGACGGGGCCAGACGCCGCGCACGGCAUAAUGGCCGAGCAAUGCGGCGUGCGGACGCUGCUGCGCGAACGCGCCGCCGCAGCAAAUCUCGACUGGACCAUCGUCAGCACCGGCAUGUUCAUGAGCUUCGUGUUCGAGGAGUGGUUCGGCGUCGUCGUGGGGUUGGGCGCGGCGCUCAAGGCCGGCGGCCCGGAGCCGCUGAGCGACGAGGGCAGCAGGGUCAUUGCCCGGUGUCUGGGCAGCUGGGAGACGCGCGUCACGCUGACGGAUGUGCGGGACAUCGGGGCCGUGGUUGCGGAGCUGGUGGCGGCGCCGCCGCAGCAGCAACAGUCGAAGGGUGAGGAUGAUGCGGGUAGUAUCGUGUUUGCGGCGGGGCAGACGGUGUCGUAUGCGGAGCUGGCGGAUGUCGUGCAGAAGGUGGUGGGGAGGAGGGCGAAGGUGCAGAGGGAGGAGUGGAGUCUGGAGUACUUGCGGGCGGAGCUGGAGAAGAAUCCGGAGGAUCAGACGAUAAAGUAUCGGGUUUUGUUUGGAGAGGGGAAGGGCGUGGCCUGGGAUAAGGAAAAGACCAUAAAUGCGGAGCGAAACAUCGAGUCCAUGGGAGUGGAGCAGUGGUUGAGGGAGAAGCUUAGCAUGUGA